This is a messenger RNA of Zophobas morio, 627 nucleotides long. RefSeq names its product adenylate cyclase type 10-like. Gene Ontology annotation, biological process: cyclic nucleotide biosynthetic process; intracellular signal transduction. NCBI's taxonomy places the organism in Eukaryota, Metazoa, Arthropoda, Insecta, Coleoptera, Tenebrionidae. Bases 1 to 627 code for a protein of 208 amino acids. The record is from RefSeq and is a predicted model, not a curated record. The transcript is spliced from 6 exons.
AUGCACGUUGGCGGCCUCGGAAUUAUAAAUAAACUUUUGAUUGAUGAAAAAGGGACAACAAUAGUUGUAGUUUUUGGGCUUCCGCCUGCUGGUGCUCAUGCAGAUGACCCGGUGCGGGCGUGUCUCACUGCGCUCGCUGUAAGCGACCUUCUGCGUAACCAGAACCUUCCGUCCAGUAUGGGUAUAGCCACUGGAAGACUGUUUUGUGGUGUUUACGGCCAAAAGGACAAAAGGGCCGAGUACGCGAUACUUGGUUCGACCGUCAACCUUAGUGCUCGACUCAUGUGCUUUACGACCAACACGAUAUUAGUAGAUGAAAUGACUUAUGAAAGGUCCAAGGACGUUCUUAUGUUUGAAAAGUGGAUGCCAAUAAAAUUAAAAGGUCUCGAUAAGGAUGUUCUCGUCUUUCGCCCUCUUCAAAAAAUUAAAGAGCGCACAGAGUUUACCAGCGCAAAGUAUAACCGCGACAACAACGUCCACAUCGGCAAUGAAGAAGAGAAAAUGCAUAUAACCAAAGCGUUGCAGGAUUUUAUAGAAGGAAAAUCUCUUAGAAAACGCAUUAUAGUUGUAAAGGGAAACGCAGGCAAUUAUUUAUUUUUAUUAAAGACAGAAUUUUUUAUUGCAUGA